AUGAGUGAUAAAUUCCACUGUCGCAUGUACGAGGACGAGUUCCCCAAGGUCGACGAUGUCGUCAUGGUGAACGUCCGACAAAUCGCUGAUAUGGGCGCUUAUGUCAAACUCCUGGAAUACGGUGACCGAGAAGGCAUGAUCUUGUUGUCCGAACUCUCCAGAAGACGUAUUCGUUCCGUUCAGAAAUUAAUUCGAGUCGGCAGAAACGAAGUGGUGGUCGUACUCAGAGUCGACGAAGAAAAAGGUUACAUUGAUUUGUCCAAGCGUCGUGUCACACCUGAAGACAUUGCAAAGUGCGAAGAAAAGUUCAACAAAUCAAAAGCUGUUCAUUCCAUUUUGCGUCAUGUUGCUGAGAAACAUGAUAUGGCACUGAAGGAUUUAUAUGAAACCAUCGGCUGGCCAUUAUACCGAAAGUUUGGCCACGCCUUUGACGCUUUCAAGGUUGCCAUUACUGAUCCUACCCCUGUGUUCGAAGGCCUUAACAUUGAAGAAAGUGUUCUCAAUGAAUUAGUUUCAAAUAUCAAGCGAAGAAUGACUCCUCAGCCCGUCAAGAUUCGUGCCCAAUUGGAUUUGAGAUGCACAGGUAUCGAUGGUGUGAACGCUAUUAAAGCAGCUUUGCAAGCAGGCGAAAAAGAAUCAAUCGAGAACGUGCCUAUCAAGAUUACCUACUUGGCAGCACCUUUCUAUGUUGUUACAGUGGACGCAUUGGAUAAGCAAUUGGGAUUCUCGGUCAUGGAAAAGGCACUGAAUGCGAUAAAGGAAACUUUGGAAAGCCACAAGUGGGCUCGAUUCAAGGUCGAAAAGGAAGCCAAAUUGGUAUCUGAUUCUGAUGAUCGUGAAUUUGCUGCUUUGAUGGCUCAAGCUACGAAAGAAAACGAACUUGUCGGUGGUGAUGAAGAUGAAGGCGAUGCAGUUGCUGCCAGUGAUGAUGAUAUGUAG
This is a messenger RNA of Radiomyces spectabilis, 939 nucleotides long. Its product is annotated as eukaryotic translation initiation factor 2 alpha subunit-domain-containing protein. Gene Ontology annotation, molecular function: RNA binding; translation initiation factor activity; ribosome binding. Gene Ontology annotation, cellular component: eukaryotic 48S preinitiation complex; eukaryotic translation initiation factor 2 complex; multi-eIF complex. The record is from RefSeq and is a predicted model, not a curated record. Bases 1 to 939 code for a protein of 312 amino acids. Lineage: Eukaryota; Fungi; Mucoromycota; Mucoromycetes; Mucorales; Radiomycetaceae. The transcript has 5 exons.